Molecule: messenger RNA, 485 nt
Organism: Clunio marinus
Lineage: Eukaryota; Metazoa; Arthropoda; Insecta; Diptera; Chironomidae
Source: the annotation of a GenBank genome assembly
AUGUUGCUUGGACUUUCAAUUUUGAAAUUCAAAGAAAAAAAAAUCAGUGGCUUACUCGAGACAUCAAAAUUUCAAAAAUUAAACUUCUUUGUUUCUGUCGUGUUUUAUGAUUUGAAUAAUCGCAAGAAGAUGAAAUUGACAAAGUUUUCCUUUAUCUUCUUAAUUGUAAUUUCAUUGAGUGUUGCACAAUCACAAAAUAAUGAACGCGAGUUCAACAAAACUGAUUAUCACACGAAACGGAUGAUAUUAGGAACAAUUGCUUUCUGUUUCAUGGCAGCUUUAAUUUUAAUCAUAAUUCUUAUUCAUUUGAGAGCUAGAACAAUUUCUGGUCUUCUGAAUUUGAUGGCUUGAUAAAAAUUUUAUUUUUUGUUUUUUUCGCAAAACCAUAAAAACAAAAAAUAUCAUAGAAACACAUAUCAGGUUUUAAUUUAUUGCUUUCAACUUACACAAACAUAAAUAAAUAUUUUUGUAUUCUUGGACACAUA